CUGGACCGCCAGGGAAUGCUGGGAGGGGACUUUAACGAUCUGAACUUGGUCAGAGAAAUUCGCAGCAUUGGGGAAGACUUGCUGAGGCCCAGAGGGGAGUCCCCACAGGAGACCUGGACUGGAGGUCUGACUGCCUACCACUUCAGGCCUCUCCUAAAACUGAACGCUGACACCAACACCCCCUCCUGCCUACCUCCUAGAUUAUGGAUAAGAGGUGUCGGUUUUGCUACCAGGCAGGUGGGCAAUAUGACCAAGCCUACCACAAUCAUCGAAGUGAAUGGGGACACAGUCAUCAUAAAAACACAAAGCACCUUCAAGAACACAGAGAUCAGCUUUAAGCUGGGAGUCGAGUUCGAUGAGACCACAGCAGAUGACAGGAAGGUCAAGUCCAUCGUUACGCUGGAUGGCGGCAAACUUGUCCACGUGCAAAAGUGGAAUGGACAAGAGACAUCACUUGUGCGGGAGAUGGUUGACGGGAAACUCAUUCUGACACUCACCCAUGGCACUGCAGUUUGCACUCGUACUUACGAGAAACAGGCAUGACCUGCCCUCUCCUUCCACUGACUGCUCUUCUGCCAGUUGGCUACUCCUGGACUCGGCACCAGAUUGCCUCAUUUUUCUCCUCUGGCAUUUUGUAUAAAUCCACCUUGACUGGGGAAGUUCUCCUGGAGUCAGGUGGCACCGGCCUGGAUCCAGUUCCGUUCUCAUUGUGUCUGUUUGUUUUUUUAACUGCAUCCAAAGGGUGCUCUGAGGUCAAUAAAGCAGAGCCAAGGCCA
Bubalus bubalis (water buffalo) is the source of this 776-nucleotide messenger RNA. RefSeq names its product fatty acid binding protein 3 (gene FABP3). Gene Ontology annotation, cellular component: cytosol; nucleus. Gene Ontology annotation, biological process: fatty acid transport. The transcript has 5 exons. The record is from RefSeq and is a predicted model, not a curated record. NCBI's taxonomy places the organism in Eukaryota, Metazoa, Chordata, Mammalia, Artiodactyla, Bovidae. Bases 16 to 543 code for a protein of 175 amino acids. Gene Ontology annotation, molecular function: fatty acid binding.